Chanos chanos (milkfish) is the source of this 943-nucleotide messenger RNA. It is a transcript of the gene nanp, whose product is annotated as N-acetylneuraminic acid phosphatase. The record is from RefSeq and is a predicted model, not a curated record. Gene Ontology annotation, biological process: dephosphorylation; N-acetylneuraminate biosynthetic process. Lineage: Eukaryota; Metazoa; Chordata; Actinopteri; Gonorynchiformes; Chanidae. Gene Ontology annotation, molecular function: N-acylneuraminate-9-phosphatase activity. The transcript is spliced from 2 exons. Bases 20 to 748 code for a protein of 242 amino acids.
AUUGCUGUAUCGUAACACAAUGGAAAAGAAAAGGAUAUCAGCUAUAUUAUUUGACUUGGACAAUACGCUCAUUGACACGGCAGGUGCGGGUCGAAUUGCGAUUCAAAAGGUUUCUGAGUCGUUGAGGACCACACUUGGCCCACAAUGCAACGUCAGCGACAUCUGUGAUCGCUUCACCCGGAAACUUCUCCACGAGUCAUUCGAUCCAUCUGCGGACAGGACGAUCGAUGAUGUGCGUACAGGCCACUGGCAAGAGGCCAUACAGGAGGUCCAAGGUUCAGAUCCAGGACAUGCUCUGGCAUCAGACUGCUAUUACACCUGGAAACACACCCGCCUACAGCAUCUGGCUCUCACGCCACAGGUUCAAACCCUGCUGGAGGAACUAAAGAAAAAUUACAAACUGUUGUUACUAACCAAUGGAGAGGCUAAGACACAGAGAGAGAAGAUCGAGGCUGUAGAAUGCAGUGCAUUUUUUGACAUCAUGGUCGUUGGCGGCGAGCAUGCCGAAGAGAAACCGGCUGUGGCCAUUUUCUCACACUGCUUCGAGUUGUUGGGAGUCAAGCCACAGGACUGUGUGAUGGUCGGGGAUUCACUAAGCACAGAUAUAGUAGGUGGCUUCAACGCCAGGGUCCGUGCCACUGUAUGGAUCAACAGCAAAGGAGUACCUCUUCCAGAAGAUUCUGUCAAACCAGACUAUACAGUUCCAUCAGUGCUGGACUUACCUGGUAUAUUAGCCCAACUGGAUUGACGUUUGCAAUAGACAAUGGGAAUUGCUUACAAAAAUCAGAGAGAAAUGGAAUUAUUGAUUUAUAACAAAUCAGACAGAGAUGGAGUUGUUGAUUUAUUUUCAAACACUGUUUCUGGGUGCCAUAGAGAUUACAUUUUGUGAUGUCAGACAUUGUUGUUGUGGUCUUUUCUAACAUAAGUUUGGUAAAACUUUUCA